Hypomesus transpacificus is the source of this 1586-nucleotide messenger RNA. It is a transcript of the gene lrrc57, whose product is annotated as leucine rich repeat containing 57. The coding region runs from base 262 to 978 and encodes 238 amino acids. Gene Ontology annotation, molecular function: protein binding. The transcript is spliced from 6 exons. The record is from RefSeq and is a predicted model, not a curated record. NCBI's taxonomy places the organism in Eukaryota, Metazoa, Chordata, Actinopteri, Osmeriformes, Osmeridae.
GUGAAAGCUAGUAGCUGUGGUGACCGGAGUUUAAUCGGGAAACCAUUUGGAAGUGUUGGACGGAAAAAACAACCGCCUGUCAAACUGUGACGGUGACUAAACAUCUGCAUCAUUUAGUAACAGAAGAAACUAGUCACGACAAGACAGCAGCACGAGAAGCUAUAUCCACUAGCUAGCUUUCCAGGUCUUGGUCGACAGCCGUGUGUGGCGGGCAGGUUACAGUUGCAUCUUACUUGGCUCCUGUCCACAGCUGUGUUAUAAAUGGGGAACAGUGCUCUUAAGUCUCACCUGGAGACCUCACAGAAGACGGGGGUCUUUCAGCUGACUGGAAAGGGUCUCCCUGAGUUCCCUGAGGAGCUCCAAAGACUGACUGGUAACUUGCGGACUGUGGAUUUGUCCAACAACAAGAUAGAGGUGCUUCCGGCUUCCAUAGGGAACUUUCUACAUAUGAAGAGUUUGACUCUUAACUGUAACAAACUCACGAGUCUCCCCUGUGAGAUAAGCAAGCUGAAAAAGUUGGAGACACUGCUGUUGAAUGGUAACCAACUCCAGCAACUGCCAGCUACCAUGGGACAGCUCAAGGCCCUACGGACCCUCAGCCUGGCAGGGAACAAGUUCAGGGAGUUCCCCCCUGGCCUGGGCACCCUCCGACACCUGGACCUGCUGGACCUGUCCAAGAACCACAUCCAGUCCGUGCCCCCCGAGGUCUCUGCUCUGCAGACCAUAGAGAUCAACUUGAACCAGAACCAGAUCUCGUUGUUGUCUGGGGAUGUAUCCAGGUGUCCCAGACUAAAGGUGCUGCGCCUGGAGGAGAACUGCCUGGAGCUUUGCUCCAUUCCUACCUCCAUCUUGACGGACUCUCAGGUCUCCCUAAUGUCUGUGGAAGGCAACCUGUUCGAGGUGAAGGAUAUGAGGGACUUGGAGGGUUAUGAGACGUACAUGGAGCGUUUCACCGCCACCAAGAAGAAGUUUGCCUGAAGAAGAUCCGUAGACUAAAGCACCCCCUGAAGUCAAUCUUAAAAACUACUAGCUACUAGCUCUCAACCACCCACUCUCUAAGUGGGUGGGUGUGGCUUUAUGACAACAGCAGCUUCUGCAGCAUCAGAGCACAGUGAAGGAGGAUGGCGAUGGAGGGACAGACUUACAGAUGGAUAGACGGACGAACAUGCGGACAGCAGGUCUAUGUUUGGUUGGAUACAAACACCAUCAUCAGAUCACUAAUGGAGGUUACCAGUAUACCAGCAACACAUCCCAGAGACAGCACACUGAUUUAGGAUGCCCACAGAUACUACAUUUAAUCAUACUAAAUUAUCUUCAAAUAAAUGUUUGUCUGUUUAUGAACAAAAUGCACAUUGUACUUUGAGGCAUGACAGUGGGUAGUGAUGUUCCAUUUAAAGUGGCAUGUCGUUGUCAAAUCACUGGUAUAUUAUGGUUUCUAAUCUAUCUAACAAGCACCAUGACUGUAGAAGGAAAGUCCGUUUUGUACAGUAUUAUAUCGAGGAGAUUAUAGUGGAUGUGUUUUGCUUGUCAGUGACACUAAACCUAUGCAGUUGCGCAGAAUUAAGCAUGUCAAGUUAUGUGAAGAU